This is a messenger RNA of Amphibalanus amphitrite, 303 nucleotides long. Its product is annotated as zinc finger protein Gfi-1b-like. Gene Ontology annotation, biological process: regulation of transcription by RNA polymerase II. Gene Ontology annotation, molecular function: RNA polymerase II cis-regulatory region sequence-specific DNA binding; DNA-binding transcription factor activity. The coding region runs from base 1 to 303 and encodes 100 amino acids. Lineage: Eukaryota; Metazoa; Arthropoda; Thecostraca; Balanomorpha; Balanidae. The transcript is spliced from 3 exons. The record is from RefSeq and is a predicted model, not a curated record.
AUGGGUGAUGGAAGAAGGCGGCGUGGAGAGUCCUUCGGCCAAACGGAGGAUACCGUAACCUCUGAAACAAAUAGCCGCACUGACUUAGACGAGCGCGGCGCAGCGCAGAAACGGCGCUCCAGCGAAUCCGACCGGCCGUUCUUCUGUGGGGAGUGCGGCAAGCAGUUCCGUCGCGCGUCCACCCUAUCCACCCACCUGCUCAUCCACUCGGACACCCGGCCCUACCCGUGCCACUUUUGCGGGAAGCGCUUCCACCAAAAGUCCGACAUGAAGAAGCACACCUUCAUCCACACUGUGUUUUGA